CCUAAACAAAAUAUGAAAAUGGCUUCUAACAGUUGGACUGAUUUGGGUAUUCAGCAUUUAUCAGAGUCUGUGUUUGUGGGACUGUGUCACAUAGUGGGGACCUCUCAACAGGUGACCAUGAGGAGAGAACUACUUCAAAUGGACAACGCGAUGAGCAAUCAAGUUGAUAUGAUUUCAAUUUAUAAAAUAAAACUGAUGACAAGUGGCAGUUAUAUGGAAGGAUUCCGGCUAAAGGGGUCAGAUCUAGAUAUGAUGUAUUGGCCAACUGACCAUAAUAUAAUCUGGGACUUGGAUCAGACUAAGAAUUAUGAUUUAAAUAGAAAAACACUAAUUCUCUGUGAUUGUUCCGAAAGUCCUCCUGGAUUUGCUUUACUUGAAUUAUUGACACAGACUGAUUCGUGCAUAAUAGAGAAUGCAUGUAUACGAAUCAAUGACAGACUUUAUAUAUCAAGUUCUAAGUUCAGAAGUAUUGUAGAUUUUCCUGGAUUUAGGGAACAUGGUCCUUGUGGUAACGGUGUUAUAGAGGAAUUAGAAUGUGACAUAGCCCCAUGUUUUGUCUGUGAUAUUUGGCCCCCUCCAGCCUUCCAGUGGAGAAACAGACGUCACUCAUGGCCCCCACCUCCUAUCAUUGAUGAAAUAGUCAGAAAAGGAUGUCACUUUGUAGCAGUAGGACACAAACUAGGAAAUCACACUGACAAAGAAUGGAGAAUUUCCUUCUCCUUGGCUGAGCAGUGUUUAGUUUCCUAUAUGAAUCAUUGCCAAUUCUUAACGUACGGUCUGCUUAAAUUGUUUUUAAAAGAAUGCAUUAACAGUGGAUUAAGUGAAGAGGAUAAAUUACUGUGUUCUUAUCACAUGAAGACGGCUGUUUUUUGGGGAAUUCAACUGAAUAUAAUGCCUUGCUGGUGUCCACAAAACCUCUUGCAGUGUUUCUGGGUCUGUUUUAAACUUAUCCUGAAGUGGGUGUAUGAAGGCAUUUGUCCUAAUUUUUUUAUUCCUGAAAACAACAUGUUUCUGAGUAAUAUUCAUGGUCAAGCACAAAAAGAAUUAUUCAUUAGACUCCAUAGAUUAUAUGAGAAGGGUUUAGUAUCCCUUCUUCACAGUUCAUCCAUCAAAUCCCAUGUUAUAAGUGUCCUUCAAAAUCCUAGGCACCCUGUUUGUACAGAUGAACACACUUUAAUAUCUAGGGUGGUAUUUGAAGUACAACUAUUCAAUGAGAUAGGUCGCUAUAACCUACCCACAGGAGAACUGCAUCGUUGUAUGAUCUUCCUCAAUGAUGUAGGGAGGUUGAUUACUUUAUCCCUGACACAAUAUCAGAAACUUAUGUUACAGACAAAAGCAGCUUCUAUUCUCCAGAGCACAUCUUUUCAUUUACUCAACGGUUUAACAGAGUCUAUACCGUUCGAAGUGGAUACUAGCACAUGUAUGAAUAAAGUGAUAUAUUUAACUAAUAAAAGGUCCCUUUACAUGCUGAAAUUAGCUUCUAAGUUUGGGUUUAUUUCCGACAUGUUGUACAUUGCUAUGUAUUAUUACAAGACCUUCAGAUACUUUGAAGCUUUAACUGUAAUAAGAGCUACAAAAGUCAAGUUAGCACAGCCAUAUGUAGUAUAUGGGCUACAAGUCAAUGCUCAAAGAUAUAGCGAGGCUGUAGGGAAUCUACCCUUGUCUACAACGAUGAGAAAGGCCGUAGCAUGGGAUAUUGUUCUGAACAAUAACAUUUGUUACAUUAAGGAAUUAUUGCCAGAACAACACUCUGGGAUACAGUGUAGAUUCCCUGUAUUACGUAUCCCCCUCUAUGUUCUCUUACACAUGUUGGAGGUCUUGUGUUACAGACAUGUGGACCCAGUGAGAACACAAAGAGCUCUAGAUGAUUUAAAAGAUCUUGUACACCCUGACAAGGAGACAAACACACUUAGAAACGGAAAAGACAUAUCAUGGGAGAUCCUAGGGAUUUGUCAGCAGGUGACAGGGAAUUACCACGCUGCUCUACAUUCCUACCAACAAUCCCUGAAACAAAAAAUAUUCAACAAAAUACAAGCCGCAACAUUAAUGAGGAUACAACAAGUCAUGGACCUAAUCCAUAGAGUCUAA
Molecule: messenger RNA, 2088 nt
Organism: Saccostrea cuccullata (small rock oyster)
Lineage: Eukaryota; Metazoa; Mollusca; Bivalvia; Ostreida; Ostreidae
Exons: 2
Coding region: 13-2088 (691 amino acids)
Source: RefSeq, a predicted model, not a curated record